Molecule: messenger RNA, 6464 nt
Organism: Procambarus clarkii (red swamp crayfish)
Lineage: Eukaryota; Metazoa; Arthropoda; Malacostraca; Decapoda; Cambaridae
Source: RefSeq, a predicted model, not a curated record
GAAUGAUAAAGCUAAUUAUAUACGGUGAAUGAUAAAUUGUCUAAAUAUCUAAUUGAUGUUACGGUAAUUCUCCGUCAAUCGUCAGCCAGUUUGGAAGCCACAGGUCGAUAUGGUAAAGUACUCUGUACGGGGGCUGGUCAGUAGUAGCCUAUACUAGUGGAGAUUGAGGCGGUCGAUGGCGGGCUAUACCAGUCAUGCAUUCUUGAUAACACCCGACGCCCCGGGCCCACCUGCUAUUGUGGCUCAGUUUGAUGGUGGCGCUGCACCUGUAGUGAUCCACCUCCUGACGGUGUGCCUGUAGCCUCGCUGUACCCGUGGUGGUCCACCUCCUGACGGUGUGCCUGUAGCCUCACUGUACCCGUGGUGGUCCACCUCCUGACGGUGUGCCUGUAGCCUCACUGUACCCGUGGUGGUCCACCUCCUGACGGUGUGCCUGAAGCCUCGCUGUACCCGUGGUGAUCCACCUCCUGACGGUGUGCCCGUAGCCUCACUGUACCCGUAGUGAUCCACCUGACGAUGUGCCUGUAGCCUCGCUGUACCCGUAGUGAUCCACCUCCUGACGGUGUACCUGUAGCCUCACUGCACCCGUGGUGAUCCACCUCCUGACGGUGUACCUGUAGCCUCGCUGUACCCGUAGUGAUCCACCUGACGGUGUGCCUGUAACCUCGGUGUACCAGCAGUAGACUCGAUCACCUUCACGCUUGUUAUUUUUAGUGAGGGGUGCGGUAAAAGCCUUACGGAAAAUAUCGGUAUAGAUUUGACUAGUGCGGUCAGUCAUCACAAUGGCACAGCUAUUUCAAGUGUAAGUGUUGGUAAAGCGGCUGCCAGUCGCCAUAGUGUCUAUGGCACCAGUGGCACUCUGACCCUGCGGUGUCAACAUCUUCACAGUACCUGCAUGGCACCAGUGGCACUCUGACCCUGCGGUGUCAACAUCUUCACAGUACCUGCACGGCACCAGUGGCACUCUGACCCUGCGGUGUCAACAUCUUCACAGUACCUGCACGGCACCAGUGGCACUCUGACCCUGCGGUGUCAACAUCUUCACAGUACCUGCACGGCACCAGUGGCACUCUGACCCUGCGGUGUCAACAUCUUCACAGUACCUGCACGGCACCAGUGGCACCCUGACCCUGCGGUGUCAACAUCUUCACAGUACCUGCACGGCGCCAACAACAGGCAUGAACGCCAAUUUAAAAGUUCCAAAGUAAAUUUCAAAAUGGUCCAUAUGAACGCUCAUAGAGUGUGAGGUGUCGGAGUGGCGAGCGUUGGAGCGGGUGGUGGUGGCCGAGGCCCGCCAGGAGCACUCCGGGGGCGCGGCAGCCCACCUGAUGACGGAGCAUCACAAUGGACCGGGGCGGCCACAAAGAUGCCGCCCAUAUCCACGCCCUCAUGGUGGAGUACCUGGAGUGGGCGGGGAUGGAGAAGGUAUGCCAUGUGCUGAGGUCAGAGUGCCACGCUCGAGGGCUGCCAGUCACCAGAGAGCCAGCAGACAGCAGAAGCAGCAGCAGAGCCAGUAGGGUCGACACGGCCGACCUUGAGGCAGCAGGCGACCUGGAAGAACUACUCGACUGCUUCGACAGCGGCCAGGGCGCCAAGUUCUUCCAGGCGUGGCGGGCGGCGCGGGAGAGGAGCCACUCGCCGGCCUCCCUGGAGGUGCUCACCCUCGAGUUCUACUUCCACGUGUACUUCGCCACCCUUCCCCUCCGCCACGGACACAAGGAGGACCACCUGGCGGCCAUGGCAGUGUUCCGGAGGUUCCUGGAGACGUGUCCACCGCGAGUGGGCACCGUACAGGACCUGCUGCCCUUCUACGCCCUCCCGUACGUCCCCGACCCCACCCUCCACCCCGCCUUCAGGCCAGUCUUCCAGGAUCCGUGGGUCCACGAGCUGCGGGGGCGCCUCUGUGGGUUCCUGGGGCGCCGGCCCACAACCUCUCCCCGCCCCGCCAUCUUCUCCUACCUCCACCGCCACCACCACCACGCCUCCAGCGUCGGGGCGGCGUUGGUGGCGCAGGAGUCUGCGGCCUCGGCAGUUAGGUCGCAGCGUGUUCUCCGUCGCCGGCUCCAGAGACUGCAGGAAGAUUACCACAAGCUUAUAGGAGUGUCAUGGGAGCUGACGCAGGCGCUGGAGGCGGCAGUGAGAGGGGAGAGAGUGGACCUGGAGGGGACGCUGGCAGCCUGCACCCACCGCUACCCCGAGCUCUUCACACUGACCCUGACAGCAGACACGACGGCGGGGCCAGCGACCAUUCUGCUGGAGUCGAUGCAGCGGUGUCGUCGCCGCCCGGGGGUUUCGGCGCCCGUCCCUGCCCUCGACUUCGAGCGUGUGCGGGCCGACCUUGGUGGUGCCCCGGAGACCCAUGUUCUGCUCUUGCUGCAGGCGCUCAGACAUAGGGUGACGAAGGUGACGACGGGCAGCGUACGUCAGGCAGUCGUCACGGCCUACGUGCGGGGCGACGUGCUGGGCCUCCGGGGGGCGUGCAGGUCUUGGACGCGGCUGGCCACCGCACUCACCACUCCUGAGUCACAGUUCCUGCCUCAGGCGGCCGCCAGACUCAUCAACGCCCUCACCGCCUUCAACGCCGGCAGGACCUACCUCGCCAGCGAGGAGGUGUGCCAGGUACUCCUGCAGGCGCUGCACGCCGACCACCCACACUCGGCCGCCACCGAUAUGGUCCUGGCCGCCCUCCAGAAGCUCUCUAUAAGGGGCGUGGUGCAGGAGGCGUUGAUCGAGGGCGGGGCGGUGGAGUGGCUGGUGAACACCCUGGCCGACCUCCGCGCCCUCACGCCCUACACGCAGGAGUACGCUGCUGCCCUCUUCAUGAACCUGACUCUGCGCUCCUCCGGCCGCGCCCGCUGCCAGCCUCUGGGUGCCACCCUCCUCCCGGCACUCAUACAGCUUCUCACUUCAGUGCAAAGCCACGUGGUGCCGUAUGUGACGGGGGCGCUCUACAGCCUCCUCUCACACUCUGGUCUCCGUCAGGAAGCCUUCGACAUGGGGCUGGACUCCACACUUGAGCGCCUGGCGCAGGGCGGCAGCACGGAACAACGGCGACAACUGGAGUAUGUUGUAGAGCAGAUCCGUCGUGACCCUCCACUCUCACCACCACCCUCGCCCGACCCCGUCCUCGACAUGGAGGAGGACCCGGAGUGGCUGGAGGAGGAGCUGGACGUGGACGACCCGGUGCGAGCCCCACCCCACGCCCCCGCCGGCGAGGACCUGCUGGCCUGGCGCUACACCCUACACCCGGGCGAGGCUGAGGACGCUGAACAUAGACGAGACAUGGCGCCUGCAAGGUCCGCGCCAGUGGUGCCCUGGGACCCUCGACCCUACAACCCUAAUCCCAGACCAAACUCCGACGGCUUCGUCACCCAGCUGCAGCAUAGAGUGCCACAGCAGGAGCAGACUCAUCAGCAGGCGCAGCACCUGCAGGCAGCAGGAGGGCAGUGGGACUACCCUUCUGACACCGACGCGGGACGAGGUGCUAUGUACACUUCCCGUUCCAAUUUUACGAGCAGGUCAUUGGAGGUGGAAAGUGGGACUGGUGGUGGAUGUGAAACAGGAGACGAUGGAGGAGAAGGAAGUUACCGUGAAGAGCGGCAUGGCAGUAGGGAGGGAGAGUGGUCCCUGCCGCUACGAGGCCUCAGGUCACCGCCACCCACACGUCGCCACGACCCACAAAGGACCCAUGACCCACAAGGGCGCCAGGACCCAGAUGGGCAUCAGUUUGUUCCACCCGUGGCUCGAGAACAGGGGCAUGCUUCAGAAGGAGAGGAGGAGGAGGAGGACGCCGGUGGUGCGUCGCCGCCACUGACGUCUCCAGGUGGUGGUCAUACCUCCAGGCCCAUCACCACCACCUGCCCCGCUGAAGACCUCGUCCCGUACUUCACCCGACAUCCCCAUGUCCACGAUGAUCACCAUCAAAAUUCGUCGUCAGGAACAUCAGAGAUCACUCAGAAGCUGAUCCUCCAUCAUGAUGGUGAGGAGGACGUCACCCUCAUGUCCGCCAGAACGCCUACAGCAGAACACCAACCCUCCACGCUGGGUAACUCGACUUUCAGACUUGGCGGGCCUGUGCAUGACAAAAUAGACGAGGAAUCAGUAAAUGUAGCGAGAGCCACAAAUAGCUCACAAGUGAAAUCCACAGAUGUGAGAGAAGAUCUCAAGGGAACACAUACGGCUCAGGAAAGACCGGCUACAAACUCAUCCGACCCAACUACAAAUCUUGAUUCAAGAACCUCGGAACCCGAACGACAAACGGAGGUGGAGGCACCACGAGGAGACACAAAAGGAGAUCUUCCAAGAAGGGAGGAAAUAAAAAAGAGAAUCCAUGAAUCGGUCAGUUCCCCAGCGGCAGCAGCGGCAACAGCAGCAGCAGCACCGCAAAGAGCAGAAGCCAGAGGAGCAGCAGUUGCUGGUGAGUGUGAGGGAGGUACUCAGCAUGUUGUGUGCAUGUCGCCUCCAGAAGCACUCUCUCAGGCACCUAGACACUCAUCACUCGAGCCACCUACGGAGGCCUCUAAAGAAGCACCAAAAGGAGCACUGUCAGGGGCACAUAAGGAGGCACUUAAAGGAGCUUCUACGGAGGCGUCCAAAGGAGCUUCAAAUGAAGCACCAAAUGUAGCUUCUAUGGAGACGCCUAAAGGAACCUCUAAUGAGGCACUCAAAGGGGCUUCUAAGAAAACACAUAAAAGGAUGUCGACGGAGAUACUUAAGGUGACACUGUCAGGGGAACCUCAAGUAGCUUCUGAGGAGCAAGCGCCUCAAACAGCAUCAAUGGUGACAUUAAAAGGAGCAUCAUCAGGGGCAUCUAAAGAAGUGCCUACCGGAGUUCCAGAAGUGAAGAUGCUCUCGCGACGAGCCAGUGUGAAUCCGGCUCGAUUACCCCCACCUGAUCCCCCGAAAGGGUACGACCUGGUAGCGACGCGGAUCAUGCAACAGAUAGUGGGUGAGAACAGGGACAUUCCAGCCCCCUCCACUGUACCAGAGGCAGACCCCCUCCUCCGCUCCCUGCCGCCACCCAAAGCUUCCGAAUACAAAGUGGCAUUCAGUUCCCGGCCUCGCAUCGCCCGUACGCCGCCUGGGUCUGCUGCUGCUGCCGAGAGGGGGUCGCCGGGAACUGCAGGCGGCGUCACCUCCAGCAGUCCUCGCCACGUCCUCCCUCCAAUCUCUAGAACCAACCACACCUACACCCGCGCCGCUACCUGAGCUUGCAUGCCACUCCGUCCAAUGAUACUACUAUCUAAGCCUGUACCUCUCUCUCUCCUCUACCUUGACGGCUGGCUGGCCCGGCACUUCCUGCAGUAACUGGUCAAGUUGCCUUUUGAUCAAAUCUACUUUUGUUCGGUGCUUGACCAGGAGAUCGAGAUGGCCCAGGUGUGGUGGACCAAGUAUGGUGGAAAAAAACGUUCAGUGGACCAGGUGUAGAGGCCCAGGUGUAGUAAACCUGGUGUGGUGAAGCAGGUAUGGUGAACCAAGUGUGGUUGAACAGCUAUAGUUAGGCAGUUGUGAUGAAACAGGUGUGGUUGAGAACAAGAGGUACAAACCGCCCGCAUCCAUUUGCUCUCACUCACAUCUCCAGCAACCAUGUCGGUUUUUAUUGACAUGGUUGUUGAAGAUUUAUUUAAAAUAGAGUGAUAGCAACAAACUUAUUUAGCAAAUGGAGUCAUAGCAAAAAAAAAGCUCAAUGACAGCAGUGUGUACAGUAAAUGUAGCUAGAGCUGUAUAUGGCCCGACCAACACACAGGUAACAUGUACCGAACAUACGGGGGCAAAUCAUACGACUGUUGAUAUAUUUGCGUGUGUAUAUAUACACACACCCCUCACGUCUAAACCUGUCCUCUUGGAUAGUACAUCGUAUUUUGAUGUAUAAAUCCCCCUAAGACUAAAAACUGGUGGACUAAAAAUCCUAGCUGCUCAUAAAAUUGACGUGAUGUCCCAUUUUCUAUUCGUGGAUUCUUGGUUAGGUUGGGUUCGGGCAAUUUAGUACAUCAAUUUAGUGCCAUUGUGAACGCUCGAGAGGACAGUCUGUAGAAUGUAAGCUGUGAAUAAGCCUGUGUAAGGUCAGAGAGCCUAGCUAGUGGGUGUUUUUCACAUGUUUUGUAUUAAACGAUCAGUGAGUUCUUGAUAUCGGGUAAUGUGACCCACAGUACCUUUCAGGCGUAAUGGGAGAUUACAUCACGAUCUUAUAUUCUCCAUGUAAGCCUUCUCGACUGUGAUUUACUCACAACGCUUGCCUUUUAAAACACAAGAAUAACUUAAAACACACACACCUGUACACACAUGCAUACAUACACAUUUAUGUAUAACGAAAGUGCAUUAUUCUGUUUUUCGUAUAUUAUCUGGUAUGGUGUAAUAAAGUGGUAUGUUUAUAUAUACAGUAUAUAUAUAUAUAUAUAUAUAUAUAUGUCGUACCUAGUAGCCAGAACUCACUUCUCAGCCUACUAUGCGAGGCCCGAUUUGCC